AUGACGGCGGCGGCAGCGGUGACGGAGGCCACGGAGCUGGACAGCGACGGUUCGAGCUGCGGCGAGCGCGACGUCUGGAAGCGCGUCCGCGGCGAUCCCGCCGACGCCGGGCCCAAGAAGCGUCGGAAGCAGACCACGCCGGUAAGAGUCUCGUCCGGCCUCGCAGGCGUGCACGAGGAUGCGCGCGAGGACGAGCGCGAGGACGAGGACGUCGAAGGUAAGCCGUCGUCGCGAUCGCCGUCGUUGCUGAGCAACGACCAUCACCAACAACACCACCACCACCACCACCGCCACCACCACCACCAUCACCAUCACCACUCGCCGUCGUCGAAAGACGAGAAUCUGAACAACGAAUUCCGCUGCCAGCACUGCGGCCGGCUGUUCGACAGCGACGAGACGCUCAACGUCCACGUGGACGGCGAGCACGGUGGUGCGAGUCAGGCGACGCCGGCCGUCACCAUCAAGGUGGAGCCGGCGCAGCAGUUGGACCCAGCCAGCGAGGGUCCCGUUAGCCUCUUAAGCGUUAAGAAUUUCGCGACCACGUGGCUGGCGUCCGGCAGCCAGCAGCACGUGCAGUCGCAGACGCAGAUGCAGCCGCAGAGCGACGAGUCGUCGUGGCCGUCGGGCGGCCCGGUUAAUCAGAUCGUCACGAUGACCAAUCAUUUGCAGGCCCUCUCGAGUUUCCCGGGCGCCCUCGCGCAGUAUCUACCCCUGCCAAAUUUUCCCCUGACCGAUCCCCAGCUUUCUAGAUCCUCCCUCGGUCCCGUGCCGGUCAAGAUCUUCAAUCCGGACGCGUAUUGCGACUUGUGCAACAAGGAGUUUUGCAACAAGUACUUUCUGAAGACGCACAAGGCCAACAAGCAUGGGAUCUACGUUGACUCGCCGGUGCCAACCGCGGCCAUCGACCCCGCCAUCAGCAUCGCCGGCGGCAACGUCGUAUUCGGCGCACCGAAUUUCCACGCGGGUAACGUGAAACUGGAGCCGCCGGCGACUCCGCCGCAGAAGCGUUUCCGCAACGACGAGCCCGCGAGAAAGCACAAGCCAAAAGCGCACAACGACUCGUCUGUGGAUCAGCAGUCCGACAGCAGCCAGCAGAUCAUCGCGGUGUCGCAGAGCGAGGAGGAUCGCGUGAUGACGCCGCGCGACAGCCCCAGCGGCAUGGAGGCGCUCCUGAAGCAGGAGUACGGCAUCGAGCAGGAGGACGCGACCUUCAUGCCGGCACCGAGACAUCUCUCGCCCCAGUCCAGCCAGCAAGCGCGCGAUUCCGGUUUCAGCGCCGACCUCCUGCGUCGGCUGGGCGUCAUAAAUCCCGAGGCAUUCUGCGAGAUCUGCUGCAAGGAGUACUGCAACAAGUACUUCCUGCGCACGCACAAGAUGAAACGGCACGGCAUCGUCGUGCAGGACAGCGAGCGCUCGCCCGGCAAUCCCGGCACGACCGUCACCACUUGGCACCAGGUGCAGACCAGCCCGCUGAACUUGAUCGUGUCCGAAGCGGCCGCGGGCGCGGAACCCAACGACCGCGGCGGCGAAGAGCACGAGUGCAAGCCCUGCGACAUUCGCUUCCAGACGAUCGAUCUGUAUCAGGCGCACUGCAGGAAGAUCCACGAGAUGGGCGAGGAGCGCGGCUCGCCGAAGCAGGAAUACGACCUGGACGGCACCGAUCAGCGUAACGACUCGAUCUCGGAGGACCUUCAGAAGUUGCAGACGAUGAUCUUGCAGCUGAACGGCCUGCAGGAUUCCGGCAAGGAAUUAUUCUGCGCCGCCUGCGGCAGGGAGUGCGACUCGAGGUCGGCCCUGCGCGUUCACAUGGCAACCGAGCACGGCGUCGCCGGCGACGAGGCCGCGUCGUCACCGCAGAAGUCACCCACGGCCGUUUCGACCAUUUUCUGCACUCUCUGCGAGAAGGAUUAUCCGAGCCAAGACGCCCUGAGGAGACACAUUAGCGAGGAGCAUCAGCCCGUCGUGUCCGGUGCUGUUACACUGCCGGCGCUGCCGCCGACGGUAAUCGCCUCCUCCGCCAGCUCGACGCCGACCAGUCAGACACCGAGCGGCCAGACGACGACGACGACGACGACGACGAUGACGAUGCAGGCGGAGAAGAAGGUGACGUCACUGACGCCCACGUCGAGCUACUGCGAGAUCUGCAACAAGGAGUUGUGCAACAAGUAUUUCAUGAAGACGCACAUGCAGCGGAUGCACGGCAUCGAGAUCGAGAACGGCGCGCAGAUCGGCGGCGUCAUCUGCAACAUCUGCAACAAGGAGCUGUGCAGCAAGUACUUCCUGCGCGUUCACAAGCACAACACCCACGGAAUCGUCGACGAGAACACGUCGUCGGGCUCGGCGUCGAACAAGCAGGAGCCCUAUGACUCAUCGGCCGCCGGCGCCGAGGACUCGUCGUCGCUGAAGCCGGAACAACUGGGCGAUCUUAGUCACAGAUACUUCACCCAUUUCACCGAGGUGUGCCCGAUUUGCAGCCGGAGGUUCCGCAGCAUCAAGUGGCUGAAGGCCCACCUGAUGGGCGACCACGGCAAAGCGGGGAUCGACAAGUGGCGCGAGUUGGAGCAGCAGUAUCAGGCGACGUCCAGGACCAGCGGCAGAGGCGUCGCCUCGGCGAAGAACGCGCAGCAAACGCCAAAUCUGAAGAUCCCCAACGGCUUCGAGGUUGCCCAACAGGUGAAGCCUCUCGAUUACACGAGUCUGGGAAAUCAGAUGCUGUCAAACCUUCUCGGCUCCUCGUCCGAGGAGCAUCAAUUGAAGAAUUAUCGCUGCGGCUAUUGCAGCUUCACGACCCCCGUGCUACCCUUCCUCUUCCUUCACGAGCGAUCCCACGUGAACCCGCAGGAAAAUCUCGAGGGGGAUCGAGGUCUGCAAUGCCCGAUCUGCCUGCACGACUUUCAUCAACCGGAGCUGCUUCAUCAGCAUCUGCUCGCCAAGCAUCAGUUCCCCUCGCUGUUGUCGCAGUUCCAGCAUCCUCUCGUGAACAACUUUAGAUCGGACAUCGACGUGAAGGCGAGCGACGCCAAGGACAGAGCUGAUCAGGACGCGAAGGACGAUCGCGUGGGAUGCAGUCCGCAAAUCGAUCGGAACGUCCCCGAGGCCGCGAGAAACCAGCGGCAGGACGACAACGCGGUGAAGGUGACGCCUCAGGGUGUGUACAAGUGCGCCCAGUGCGGCUACGCGACGACGAAUCUGAAUCGCAUCAAGAAGCACGUACGGAAGGAUCACAAGGCGAUAGGCGACCCGACGGAGAGCGUGAUCGCCGAGCUCAGCAAGACCCUGAAGGACGUGGCGAACAAGCAGAAGAUGCCGGCCUGUUACGCGAUGCCGCAGGACAUGAACUCGAACCCGGACAAGACGAUCAUGCAGCCGUUCCUGAUCGAGGAGCAGGAUCUAAUGCAGGUGGGCGCCGAGUCCAGCUCGGCGAAGAGAUUCGCGCCGGCUCUGGUCUACUUGCCGGUCAAGUCCAGAAUCGGCAACGCCCUGACCGCCUCCUUCACUCUCACCCCCGCCUGA
Molecule: messenger RNA, 3513 nt
Organism: Wasmannia auropunctata (little fire ant)
Lineage: Eukaryota; Metazoa; Arthropoda; Insecta; Hymenoptera; Formicidae
Exons: 1
Coding region: 1-3513 (1170 amino acids)
Source: RefSeq, a predicted model, not a curated record